AUGAAGAACCCCAUUUUUCAACUGGCCAUACAAAAUGACCUUCUGCAGCAAGUGUACAAUAAAUCAGGCACAGAGUGGUCAGUGCUCACCAACACUCAGAAACUGCUCGACUCUGACUUCACUGAGGAAAUGAGAAAUCUAGCAAGCAGCAUUCUGAGGCGUGCUCAUUGUCUUGCUGAAGAGAAAAGAUACACUCAAGCUAAAAGCCUUGCUGAAGUCUACUCAGAGGAAGUAAAGACCUUACUCAAACAAUGGACUGAUGACCAUGUCGAGCUGAGAAUACAGAAAUUGGCUUUGUUGAGCAUGUCAAUGAAAUGGCAAUGUAUCCAUCUUGCAACAAAUAGCCUAGGAGAUGUAUCUGUUCAUGAAUACAGAGAGUAUAAAAACAUUGAAGGUGAUGAUCGAAAUUCUCCAGGACUGUUUCCCAGCCUCUUGCAGAAAUUGCUGGAGGUUAUCCCUGAAGAGAAACUGUUGCUGGAGAGGCCAGUUAAACAAAUCCAAUGGGAUGGAAACUUCAAAUCGGAGGACACUUCACUGUAUCCAGUCAGAGUGCUGUGUGAAGAUGGAAAUCACAUUCUAGCUGACCACGUCAUUGUAACCAUUUCACUGGGUUGUCUAAAGGCAAAUAGCCAGUCAUUGUUUCAGCCAAGCCUUCCCAAGAAGUAUCAGCAUGCUAUUCAAAACAUGGGCUUUGGUACAAUGAAUAAGAUUUACCUGGAGUAUGAGGCACCAUUUUGGGAUGAAAAUACAGACAUAAUUGGAUUGGUUUGGGAGGAUGAGACCCCAUUGUCUGCCCAGAAACCCAACCUGGCUGAGUGGUGGAGACGAGUUCCAGUCAUUUAUGUGUUCAGGCCACCUGAAAGGUUUGGUCAUGUCCUUGUGGGAACAAUCUCCGGAAAAGAGGCAGAGUUUGUGGAAUCUCUGAGUCCUGAGGAAAUAGCGUCAAGUUUCACCAAACUUUUCAGACAAUUUACUGGGAGACCUUCACUGCCUGCACCAAAAAAUGCUUUUGUGACAAAAUGGUCCAGUAACCCUUACACUCGGGGUUCCUACUCCCACAUAUCCAUCAAUUCAACUGGAGACAUGAUUGACACAUUGGCUGAACCCUUACCACAGGCAAAAGAGGGAACUUCUUCUCCAACGCUGCAGAUUUUAUUUGCUGGUGAAGCAACACAUCGGAGCUACCACAGCACCAGCCAUGGAGCACUGCUGUCGGGCUGGAGAGAGGCUGAUCGACUGAUCAAUCACUACUCCACCAAAUGA
This is a messenger RNA of Hemiscyllium ocellatum (epaulette shark), 1263 nucleotides long. RefSeq names its product peroxisomal N(1)-acetyl-spermine/spermidine oxidase-like. NCBI's taxonomy places the organism in Eukaryota, Metazoa, Chordata, Chondrichthyes, Orectolobiformes, Hemiscylliidae. The transcript is spliced from 6 exons. Gene Ontology annotation, molecular function: polyamine oxidase activity. The record is from RefSeq and is a predicted model, not a curated record. Bases 1 to 1263 code for a protein of 420 amino acids.